GUUCGUAGCCAGUCAUGGCAGACAGGAGGCAGGCGUUCUCAAGGCGAUUGCAGAUUUUUUUUUCUUGCAUUUGGUGAAUUGACGCGUGGCGACAGAUUAUAAGGUGGCAACAUGGCGGGGACACCAACCACGCACAUUUACGAUCCUAGGAGUUGCUUUCUUUGCCAGAAAGCUCGAAUUAUUUGCGACUUGAGUCGCCCGUGCGUGCAAUGCAAGUUGAUUGGAGCGGCGCACAUGUGCAUGGGGUAUGAGUUGAACAAUCAUUCCGUGGAGCAGCCGAGCAGAGGAGAGAGGGGGGACGGCGAGUACGGCCUGCCUUUCGCGUGCGCGAGUGGCGGCAGGGAUGCGGCGCGCCAGAAGCAGAAGCUUGGGGGGCAGGAGGAGAUGGCCGAGUCUGCGAUUCAGGAUAGGAGGAGUAAGGUGUCUCUGGAGGAGCACAUGAGCGCUGAGGGGUUGUUGCAGCGGGGCGUUCAGACGUCGGCCAAGUAUCCGUAUAUGUUGGACGUGAGCGAGUCUAAGAACAGGGAGGCGACGCCUGAGAGUCAGCAGAGUGGGGAGCGGUCUGAGCUGUUUAGAGCGCAGAGUCCGCGCAGAGGGGUGAGUAGUUGUUAUGGCGGCGUGUACGACGGUGGUCAUAUAGGUGGCGUGAUUGGUGGCCAGUCACAGGAAGGAGGCGAACAGCGGCUUCACGCGUCGUUGACCGAGUCCGCUAGGGACGUAGAAGAGCGUCAGAAGCAACAGCGCGGAGAUAAACAGAGAAAGAGACAGAAGACGGCGCUUCUAGAGGGGAAGAGUUACUAUGCGGGAGGCGUCAUGUUGGAUUCGACGGCGCCCCAUUUUUCUGGAGUCGAGGACAGGAAUAGGACAGACGUGUCGCCUGAGUGUCUGUACGAUGUGAGUUCGACGCUUUUUGACGGCAAGGUCGAGGGGGGUGACACGGUGGAGUGGGAUGCGUCGUUGUAUGCAUGCGGUGGUGAUGCCUGUUCUUCUCGUAUGGGCAUGGUUAGUCGUUCUCCCCGCUUCGGCGUUGUACGUGCUGGACUCUGGGUCCCAUCCGCCCGUGUCCAAGCCCGCACUCGGACACCCAGAUGGAGCCGGUGACUUUCCGCUGGACGACCAGGCGGGGCUGAACGAGGCACUUGUGAGAGAGGUGAUUCGCCUUCGUCAGGACCAGUACAAAAUUAUGCAGGAGCUGAAUUUCCUGAGGGACCAGCAGGACCAGAUGAUCAAGAGCGCGCCCAGUUUGUUCCAGCUCCAGAACAUAUUGGCUCAGCUGAGCAUUGGGUUUCCGUCCACCGCGCAGGGAGGCGCGUUGCAGCAGCAGGCGAAGGCGUCGGCGAGGCCGACGGACGUCGAAGUAGACGACAAGAAGGGGGCUGGGGCGGACGCGAGUCGUCUCGAGGCCGGGCGGUGCGCGGACGCUCGUCUGGCGGAUGGGUCGAAGCUGAACAUAGCGUCGGUCGACUGCGAGUCGGACGGGAGGGUGGGGCUCGAGAGCGGCGCCGCGAAGAUGGAGUCUUCCGACAACGCGCGGUCGUUGCAUCCUUCGCCCGCGGACGGCCGAGCCGAAGAGUACGAUUACUUGGGCGGCAUGUCCUCAGAGCCCUCUGUGGACACGGUGGAGGCGACGUUGAACAUGACUUCUCCCGUGAGCGGCCCCUUCUUGCCCGAAGUCGACACGCCUGACGGCGAGACGCAGUGCGGGGAGCCGGCGUCGGUGUCCUCCCUGAGUGUGUUCUUGGUCGAGACCGGGAUUCAGUUGGCCGAGAACUUGCAGUCGAUGAUGGGAGACGACUGCCCCAUUGUGAUUUUUGACUUCACGUACAACAUGCCAGUGAUAAGAAACACAAACAUGGCAUUUUUGGACCUGUUUGGAUACACCCAGGACCAGGUGGCCAAGAUGAAGUGGAGGAUGUUCAUUUGUCCUCAAUACUUGGAGAGGACCGUGCAAAUACUGAAGCAGGCGCGUUCUCAGAAGGACACGUUUAUUCAAUUCACUCAAGUGUAUACGAAUGUGUACUUUAAGAAUUUCUUGGCGCUCGAUACACACGUGUUGCUGUCGACUCAGCGAGGGGGCCUGGUGGACCUGGUGAUCAUACAGCCGGACAAGAGUCUGCCGUGCCCGUCCAUAGGGGACCGGUGCUUUCGCUCCUUCAAGGUGCCGCUCCCGAGUCGCUUGGAGGGCAGUGAGGUGGUGAAGAGCGACGCGGAGCAGAGCCAACAGUACGCCCGCACGAUGCUAAGCGCGACCCUAAAUAUAGCAUCGAUGGCGUCCAGAGCGGCCAGGGGGAUCGACGUGGACCCCUCCGGUCGGGAAGAGGGCUCGACAGAGCUGCCGGAACGGUGGAAAUCUGCAUCGGGGGAGCGUCAGAUGAAAGAGGGCGAUCGCGCUGAGGGGGCGCCAGGUUGCGCCGGGGACGCUAUUUCUAACCCGGCCUACGAGAGACUGCACCCGCGGGGUGACGAUCGAGGCAUUCAUCCGAGUGCGAGUGACCUGGUCAACCGCGAAAAAGACCGAGCUAUCGAGCAAAAAAGGGCCCAAAACGCGGCUUCAGAGGGCAGCUCAUCGCCCUAUUACCACUCUUACCAACAUGGCCUUGGCUUUCCAUCGGCUCCCUCCGAAAAGAAAGCCUAUCCGGUGGACGCCGACCAAUCCUCCAAAUUUCCAGCAAGAGAUUUUGCUCCGAAGACCAUUCUUCCCUCUUCGGACUAUUCGUCGCUUGACCAUCACCAAUUCUACGCCCCGAGCCACCCCUUCGCCUCGAACCAUCUGCAGACGACGGAACUCUGCACCCAUGAACCUCAAUCGCAACACGCCGAGCCACUUGGCUCUUCCGUCUCCCAAAAGCCCCGUCUGGAACUCUCAGAACUCCACAGUUCUCAUCGCCCUUCUUCUUCCUCCCCCCUUCACCGCGCCUCGCUCCCGAGCCACGCGCCCCCCCUCGCCUCCUCCCUUCACUUCUUCCAGGACUGCAAGCAGCGCCACUACUCCGACCCCCUCCUUCCUCGCCCGCCUCAUCCAUACGAAGACCCUCUUUUUUUUACCGACUUCGGUGACGACAGUUCUCGAUUUUACAAUAAAUAAAAAAAUUUGAAACAUCGAAA
Molecule: messenger RNA, 3105 nt
Organism: Schistocerca gregaria
Lineage: Eukaryota; Metazoa; Arthropoda; Insecta; Orthoptera; Acrididae
Exons: 2
Coding region: 950-3085 (711 amino acids)
Source: RefSeq, a predicted model, not a curated record